This is a messenger RNA of Pisolithus orientalis, 636 nucleotides long. RefSeq lists its product as uncharacterized. NCBI's taxonomy places the organism in Eukaryota, Fungi, Basidiomycota, Agaricomycetes, Boletales, Pisolithaceae. The transcript is spliced from 3 exons. The coding region runs from base 1 to 636 and encodes 211 amino acids. The record is from RefSeq and is a predicted model, not a curated record.
AUGGAGUAUGAUGUUUCCUCUGCAGUGCCGGGUGCAGAAGCCAGCUGGCCCUUCGACGAUCCCAACGCCGAAGUGAUCCUUCGGUCCUCGGAUAAUGUCCAUUUUAGAGUCUUCAAAGGCAGCCUUGCACUCGCAUCUCCUGUCUUCAAGGACAUGUUCACUCUCGGAGCCUCAGUCCAUGAAACAGGAACCGUGUUGGACAUGUUGCUCAGACUCAUCUAUCCUCUGACAACCCCCGAACUCGACUCUGUUGACGACAUAAAGACUCUCGUUGCUACUGUCGUCAAGAACCUUGCAGAAAAGGCUGUGCGGGAAACGUUGAAGAUCAAGGAUUUUGGCCGGCCAGGCGGUUAUGUAGCUGAACUUGAGGACAUCACAGCGGGCGACGACCUCCGACUUCUGGAGUAUCACUCUGCCUGUGCAACUGCUGCGCAUGAGAUCGACUUUCAAACGGAAUUUGAGGACAACUUUCAACCAGAACUUAGAGACGAGAUUGAAGACAUGCCACAAAUCAUCUGCCGCUGUCCAAAGGAUGUAUCAGGUCAUGAGUGGUUCCAUGAUUACUUGACUGCCACACGCGAGGCUCUACUCCAUCGACCCGAUCCAUCAACUGUCGAGAAUCUGGAUUUUCUUUGA